CGCUGUGUUUUUAUUGAAAGGUUUAAGCUUGGUCCACACUGGGGUUAUCUGUGAAUGACUCACAAAUAAGGAGGAAGACGUAGUAAAUUUCGUGACGUUUAAAUAUUUCAUACUGCGAAGUAUCGAGUUUUUGUUGAAGAAUAAAAAAGUUUUUGAACUGAUUUGUAGUCACCACGCUUUAUGAAAAGUGGAAAAAGAACCUGGAUGGUUUUUAAUUGAUUAUAUAUCUUAAUCAAACAUCAAGCUGGAAUGACAAUAGGUCAAUCGCUUAAUACGAAAGCGAAAUUAGAAUAAUGACCAGCUUGGUUAGAAUUUUAAAAUAUCAAAAUUACGGAAGCCCAUUAGUGCCAUUGCUCUUGCCUAUUCAUAACUUCAAAAAGGUGGAUGGACAUGAAACAAAAUUUAGUUGCCUAUUCAUAAUUUCAAAAAAGUGGAUAAGCUAGUAAGAAUUCGUCGUCUAUUCAUAAUUUUUAACAGAAAUAACAGUACGCAUGCGCAUGUCUGCUCCCAACGAGAGUUCAAAAUGGCGACGAUAAUAGAAACACGGAGAGUGAUAGUGGAGAAACUGUUCAACAAAGGUACAGCUACAAAGAAAUAAUAUCUGUGUUAUAUGGAGUUCACAGUAUAAAAAUUAGGUGCAUUACUUUUCUUUUAAACUUCUACCCCAUUCCAAUUUCUACACUAUGUAGUUCAUUAAUUUCAAUUAUUUCUCUUAGCUUGCGCCAACUAAAAAGAGAUCUUGCAAUUCUCGUAUUAUUUAGGCGGAAAAAGACUUGUCCACAUCAGUUGUUAUAUAAUGUUAUCAAGGUUGAAAUCGGUGGAAGUGGGUCAGCUUUGGGUUACAGAAGUCUCCAUCAGAAAUUGAAAGCAGUGUAUAAUAUCCAAACUAGCAGGGAGAAGAAAAGGCAAUUGCAACAUUUGAUUGAUCCGUGUGGUGUCGCUUUGAGAAGGGCUAGGCGUUUACAAAGAGGAAAGUACGUUUGCAAGGUUCUCUCGCCUUUCUUUACAAGAAAGCAAAAGCUGGAUCGCCUGGUGACUAGCAAUCCAAGUAUUCUUCCGUCAAAACGAAAACAGUUUCCGAUUUGGAAAGUCAACCACUAAUCAGAGAAUCGAAGCAUUCUGGUCCCAGUUAAAGCGCCAAAACACAAUCUGGUGGAUAAAUUAUUUCAAGGACAUGGAGAUAGAUGGGAUCUUGGACAACAUCGACAUAAUUCACAAGGAAUGCUUAAAAUUUUGUUUCCAUGGAUUAAUUCAAAAAGAGCUUGACGAUAUGAUAGAAGUGCACAACACUCACCGGAUACGUCCCUACCCGAAUCAAGAAUGCCCUAGUGGACGACCCGAUAUAAUAUAUGCAGUUCCUGAAACCUACGGUAGUUCCUAUUAUAAAAUCAAUAUCAACCAAGCAUAUCUUACACUAGCGAAGCCAUAUACGACUGAAAAGAAUCCUCUGGGGUGUAAUACAGAAUUCGAGAAAGUUGCACUUCAAUUGAUGAUUAACAAAAGCCUAACAUUUCCGAAUAACGCCGAUGAAGCUAAAAAACUUUUUGUAAAACUUAUAGAAGCCAUUGAUAAUAUAUAGCACACAAAAAAUAUAUUUAUAUAGAAUUUCUAUCUUU
This is a messenger RNA of Hydractinia symbiolongicarpus, 1616 nucleotides long. RefSeq lists its product as uncharacterized. The transcript is spliced from 10 exons. The record is from RefSeq and is a predicted model, not a curated record. Lineage: Eukaryota; Metazoa; Cnidaria; Hydrozoa; Anthoathecata; Hydractiniidae. Bases 1175 to 1579 code for a protein of 134 amino acids.